Molecule: messenger RNA, 1122 nt
Organism: Arctia plantaginis
Lineage: Eukaryota; Metazoa; Arthropoda; Insecta; Lepidoptera; Erebidae
Source: the annotation of a GenBank genome assembly
AUGAUGGGGUUAUAUUCCAGCGGAGCGCUGGGUGGCGUGGAGGUGCUGGAAGGCGCGGUAGGUGGUCUGGUUGGCGGUGAAUUGGGGCGCGGGCUGGUGGGUGGUGAACUCACCGCUCACGUGCUGAGCGCACAGGCCGCAGCCCACGCCGCUGCUGCCGCUCAUCAACAGCAACAGAUAGCAGUGCAACAAAUCAAAACGUCACCCUCAUCAGGGCGUUCGACUCCAGUGACGAGCACAGCCAAUGGCUCAGCACCAACCUCUACAGGCACCACAUCACCGUCUCCCAGCAAACUCUUCGUGGGCGGUCUUUCGUGGCAGACCAGCUCGGAGAAGCUCAGAGAGUACUUCGCUAUGUUCGGCCCAGUGACCGACGUGCUUAUAAUGAAAGACCCGGUCACGCAGAGAUCGCGCGGCUUCGGUUUUAUCACAUUUCAGGAGGCCUCCUCCGUGGACAAAGUCCUUGCUGUGCCAGUCCACACGCUGGACGGGAAGCGCAUCGACCCGAAGCAUGCCACUCCGAAAUCGGCCCCACGCCCUGCCAAAACGAAGAAAAUCUUUGUAGGCGGCGUCGGCCAGGACACUUCAGCUGAAGAGGUCAGGUCAUACUUCUCACAAUUCGGUCUGGUAGAAGACGCCGUGAUGCUCAUGGACCAGCAGACAAAGCGACAUAGAGGAUUUGGCUUUGUUACCUUCCAUUCCGAGGAGGCGGUUGAACGUGUGUGCGACAUCCACUUCCAUACGAUUAAAAACAAAAAAGUAGAGUGUAAGCGCGCGCAACCGAAAGAAGCGGUCGCAGCAGCGCCUCUAGCUCUCGGGAAGAGACUGGUGUUACGGCCUGGUCGUGGCUUGGUGUACGCCACCGGAGGAGUUGGAGGGGUGUCUGCAGUGGGAGGAGUUUCUGCUGUAGGAGCUCACGCCUACCGGUACGCACCUUAUGCCUUGCCCGUAGGAGCCGUAGGCGCCGUCGGACAAGGCGCUCCUGUAGUGGCGCAGGCUGCUCCCGCUCCUCCGCCAACAUUGCCCCAAUUUGGAGCAGCGUAUUCUCUAGCUGGUGUCGACAUGUCCUCGUUUCAAGGAGUAGACUGGGGAGCGAUGUACGGCCUCCCCAUGUACAUCUAG